AUGACCUAUUCAUAUUUGAACGCUGCUAGAAAGAUCAUAUGCAUUGGUAGAAACUAUGCUGCGCAUAUCAAGGAACUAAACAAUCCAUUCCCAAAACAACCCUUCUUCUUUCUAAAGCCCUCUUCGAGCAUCGUCACUCCACUAGCAACAGAAGAACUUAGGAAAGCAUUCAAAGUGACUGGUUCUACUUACAAAGGUUUGGAAGCUGACGGAUCGAACCCAGGGGCUAUAUUGAUACCGGAAGGAGUCAAGGUGCACCAUGAAGUUGAAUUGGCCCUCAUCAUGAGUAAGCACGUGUCGAACGCUUCCAAAGACACUUUUGGUCCUAAGGACUUGUACGAUUCGAUAGCAGGUGUGGCACUUUCCUUAGACUUGACAGCUCGCAACGUUCAAGACGAAGCUAAGAAAAAGGGCUUGCCCUGGUCUAUCGGAAAGGGGUUUGACACUUUUCUGCCUAUAUCGGGUUUUAUUCCCAAAGAGCUCCUCUCCCACAAGGAUAAUUUGCAGGACACGUUCCGCCUUAAGUGUGAGGUCAACGGCACAACGAAACAAGAUGGUACCACAGAUCUGAUGUUGACGCCUUUGCACACUAUAGUGCAACACAUUUCGACCAUGAUGUCAUUAGAGCCAGGUGAUAUUGUCUUGACUGGGACGCCCUCUGGUGUGGGGGAACUGAGGCCCGGUGAUAUUAUAAAAUCAGAAUUGUUCCAAGGUGAGAACUUACUCAUGGAAAUGACUUUUGACUGUGCCCAAAAGCCAGGGCCCUAUGUGUAUAGAGAAACGUAG
Messenger RNA from Lachancea dasiensis, 786 nucleotides. NCBI's taxonomy places the organism in Eukaryota, Fungi, Ascomycota, Saccharomycetes, Saccharomycetales, Saccharomycetaceae. The record is from the annotation of a GenBank genome assembly.